This is a messenger RNA of Xylona heveae TC161, 1187 nucleotides long. RefSeq names its product PLC-like phosphodiesterase. The transcript is spliced from 3 exons. Lineage: Eukaryota; Fungi; Ascomycota; Xylonomycetes; Xylonales; Xylonaceae. The record is from RefSeq and is a predicted model, not a curated record. Bases 230 to 1048 code for a protein of 272 amino acids. Gene Ontology annotation, molecular function: glycerophosphocholine phosphodiesterase activity. Gene Ontology annotation, biological process: glycerophospholipid catabolic process.
UUCCUCGUCAGCGAGACAGGAAUCGAUGCUCCUGUGCACACUCUUACUCUGGAGCAGGUAAAGUUUCUCUUUGAAUCUGCAGUUGUUUCACCAUUUUGGCUAACCCCUCCCUCAGUUCUUACACGUCAGUGAUACCCAGAAGCCGAAGCUGCGCAAGGAGGGAUCUGCAGAUUCCGCCAACCAGGCAAGGGAUGAUAUUGCUGGUCUUGCCCGGCGAGCCCAACGCUCCAUGUCAGUUGGAGGCGGCAGUCAUCAUGACUCAGUCUCUGAUAUGAGCGAGCGAAUGAAGCACACGCGGGAUUUCAAGGAGAAGGGCUACAAGGGCAACAGCCGUGGCCACUUUAUCCAGGCUCCUUUUACUACUCUGGAAGAAAUGUUCAAGAAACUGCCAGAGUCGAUUGGCUUCAACAUUGAGCUGAAAUAUCCCAUGCUUUAUGAAAGUGAGGAGCACGAAAUGGACACUUAUGCUGUCGAGCUCAACUCCUUUGUCGAUACUAUUCUCACACAGGUCUAUGAUCUCGGCAAGAAGCGCAAGAUGAUCUUUUCGAGCUUCAAUCCUGACAUUUGCCUGCUGCUCUCAUUCAAGCAGCCUUCAAUUCCGAUCUUGUUCCUCACUGACGCGGGCACGUCUCCUGUCGGCGACAUCCGCGCCAGCAGUCUCCAAGAAGCUAUUCGUUUCGCCUCGCGAUGGAACUUGCUCGGCGUUGUCUCUGCGGCUGAGCCUCUCGUAAUUAGCCCACGAUUGGUCAAGGUAGUUAAGGAAUCUGGUUUGGUGUGUGUUUCAUACGGCGCCGUCAACAAUGACCCAGAAAAGGUCAAGCUGCAAGUCAGGGAAGGCAUUGAUGCCGUCAUCGUCGACAGCGUACUCGCCAUCCGUCAAGGUCUGACCGGCCAAGGCACUGCCUCUGCAGCCCCGAGUAAGCCUGCAAGCGCCGCUCCUUCUGGAGCAGCAACGCCCGUUAACAGUGGGGGUCAUGGUCCGCCCAAGGUCCCAACUUCCACUAUCUCUUCAUUGAAUGGCGCAAUCAACGGUACUGGGUCCCAUUAGUCUUAGUCCUCAUGGCACAAAUGCCACGCAGGAUUUUGUCAAUGGGUAAGGAUUUGCUGGAGAGACAUUAUCAUCACUCGAGGAGCUGUUCAUUCUUAGUUAUGUAUCUAUGACAAUUGGGUUUUGGUCUGUUAGGAAU